UAGAGUUGCCAUUUUCAAUAAAUUAACUUUACAGAAGAUUCUACUGGUUUUUUAAGUAUAAAUUUGAACUUUUUAUCACAAAUAUUCUCAGUCAAGUAGCAGAAUAAUUAUCUUGUACUAGUAUAUAUAUGGCAUUCAUUGCUUUUGCAGAUUAAUUAAAAAGUUUUUAGUAGAAAACUAAUCUUGUUAUGUGUUCAAUGUUGAAAGUUUCUCCUGAGAUUAAUCUCUUGUCACCUUUGAGUUGUGCAGAGACAGCAAGAGGCCACUCAUAUACUAUAUGGAUGAAAUCUCUGUUAUUUAAUGGAUGUGGCUGCACUGUAUUUGAUUCAAAUGGUGAAAUUGUUUAUCGUAUUGACAACUAUAGUAUGAAAUGUAGAAGCCAAGUGCACCUCAUGAACCUCCAAGGAAAAGUUCUGGUCUCGUUGCGUCGUAAGAAAUUGCAGAUUUUCGAACAGUGGGAAGGUUUUAGAUGGACUGGUAGCGGAGACAGGACGAGGGAAAAAGAAAAGCCAUGGUUUCAAGUAAGAAGAGACUGCAGGAUUCUGAGAAGAAGUGUGAGUAGUUGUCAUGUUACUUUUGGAUGUGAUUAUAAAGCUAAGAAAAAAUACUACAGGAUAAUAGGGUUCCCAGAAAGAUCAGAGUUCAAGAUAGUACUAGGGGAGAACCAACUUGUUGCUGAGGUGAAAAGAAAGCAAUCUUGUGGUGGAGUUGUGCUAGGAAAAGAUGUAUUGAGUUUGAAAGUGGAAGCCUUGGCUCAGAUUGAUCAUUUGCUUAUCAUGGCUCUUGUGAUUGUCUAUGGAUUAAUGAAUGACAAACUCUAAUGUUUUGGCAAGCACAGAAUGUGAACUCUGAUGGCUCCAGUAAAUUGCAUGUCGAGAAAUAUAUUCAUGAUCGUGAUGAUCGAGAAAGAAUUGCUGCAUCUGAUGUGAUCACAUGAGUUCAAAAUCAGACAGAGAAGACUGUGUUAUUCCAUGCUACAUGUAUUCUGUUUGAAAUUAUAUACUGCGUAUACACAUUACGAUUCUUUGUUGUAGAUUAGGCUUUUCCCUGAGAACAUAUAUAAAACUCUUAUCUUUAUAACUGCAA
Daucus carota subsp. sativus is the source of this 1086-nucleotide messenger RNA. RefSeq names its product protein LURP-one-related 11. The coding region runs from base 189 to 821 and encodes 210 amino acids. NCBI's taxonomy places the organism in Eukaryota, Viridiplantae, Streptophyta, Magnoliopsida, Apiales, Apiaceae. The transcript has 3 exons. The record is from RefSeq and is a predicted model, not a curated record.